Messenger RNA from Saprolegnia diclina VS20, 1938 nucleotides. RefSeq lists its product as hypothetical. The record is from RefSeq and is a predicted model, not a curated record. The coding region runs from base 1 to 1938 and encodes 645 amino acids. The transcript is spliced from 3 exons. Lineage: Eukaryota; Oomycota; Saprolegniomycetes; Saprolegniales; Saprolegniaceae.
AUGGUGUACUACACCGUCGCUGUACUCACCAAGUCCAAACCGACGUAUUGGACGUACGCACAUCGAGCGCACGGUUUUCUUGUCGCUGGCGCCGGGGUCUUUGUCGUGCUCCUCGUCGCCGGCGACGCGAUCGUCAACAACUGGGCGCUCCUCAACUUUAUGGGCAGCGGCUACUUCUUUGUGACGCCGAUUGCCGCGGCGACGAGCUUGGACUCGCUCGGGGCGCAGUACAGCUUUGCAGCCGAGAUGGGCCUUCAAGACCUUUCGAAAAGCGGUCGCUGGAUGAGCAACUUUACCGUGACGCACAUGGUUGCAAAAAGCGAAAAGAUCUACGUGAUUGUGACAGGUGACAUUCCGCUCACGCCCAACUCGGUCUUGUGUCCAAUCUUCAAAGCGCGAUAUGCUGUCGACUUUGGCGCGACAAAUGGACGCGUCAACUUCGCACUCGCGUACGACGCAGUGUCGUUCUUCCGCGGCAAUGCGCUCAGCCAUGCGUUUACGGACGAUGCCAGCGCCAACCUCGCCAAUGCGUCCAUGAGUGCACAAGAGCUUUUUGCACUCAACUGUCUGCCCGGACGCGUCACUGUCGACAAGCGCUUUUCCAACGAGAUCCAGCUACGCAACACGUCCGUGCCGCAAACUCACAUCGUCUCGUACUACCGCAUUUUCUCGCGGUCGUUCUGCACUGGCUGCGACCCCGUCGCCGAGCUCGGUUACGGCAGCUGCAACUUUACAAUGGUGUACAACGACAGCGACAAGGCGGUCACUGUCACCAACAGCACCUUUGUGCCUGGUUCUCUCUACAAACUUGGUUUUAUCAUGCCCCACACCUUCUUGGGCGAGCUCGCGCUGGUGGCCAAGUCCAUUGCGAUCGCGUUUGCUGUCCUUGGGUACCUCGCCAGUCGACGCACGGUGCAGUGGCCGGACGCCACGCACGUCGAAUCGAGCGUCGGCAAGGCGCUGCGCACUAUUUUGCCCAAGUGUUUUCCCUACUGCAUGUUUUGCUACAACUCGGCCUGGUUUGUCAUUCUGCACGCGUUUAGCGUGCUCAUCGACAUCCAAAAUUGUCUCUUGUACGUCCGGAACGUCAACUUGUACACGAUGUACGCGCCGCAGUUUGGACACUCGCUGCAGCUCUUUGCCCUCAGCUCCCGCCUCUUGUGGGUCAACUGCGCGAUCCUCAAGUCCGCAAAAGGCUUGUGCCAUAUGCUGAGCGUCGCGCAGUACGCAGGCGAGAGCCGCCUCGUCGGCUUCUUCAACCUCAGCAGUGUGUCGUGGCUGUACGCCAGUGCCAUCGCACUCUUCUACGUGCCGCCGUUCAUCGAAUACAACAACAGCAUCAUCAUCAACCUCACCAAUGCCCGCGAGCGCAUCGACGGUAUCUGCGUCGACGUCUACCAAGGUUUUUACAUGCGCGUCGCGACAUCCCUUGUUGUGGGCCUUGUCGUCAACAUUUUCGCUGUCACGGGCCUCAACCACGUGUGCAGCUACAAGUACUGGCAACUCGUGGCCAAGAACAGUCUGGCGCGCCAAGCACUCUUCAACAGCAGCUCGAUCGUGUGCGACUACCUCGACGGACUCCAAGCCGAUGGCGACGGCUCCAUUUUUGUAUUGCAUGCUCGCCGAUUUAGCACGCUCCAGUGGUUUUUCUCGAGCCACUUGACGCUUUUCGGGCUACCCGAGAAAGGACUUCGCGCCAAGAAGCAGCAAGUCGCCACGCAACAGUCGCAGUACGCGCCGUCUGCUCGCACUGCAAGCGCCGCGAUUGCGUGUAGCACGGCCGCUAACAAUGCAAACGCGGAAGACGACGCGCGCGAUUGCACCGUCGUUCAAAACGGGGACGCAACGCUGCAUCUACUCGAUGGACGUUUAACCGAGGUCACGAGCCUCGCGUUCAACAUCAAACUGCUCAAAAAUCUCACCGUCGCAAUUAAAUAG